Messenger RNA from Neurospora tetrasperma FGSC 2508, 1586 nucleotides. RefSeq lists its product as uncharacterized. The record is from RefSeq and is a predicted model, not a curated record. NCBI's taxonomy places the organism in Eukaryota, Fungi, Ascomycota, Sordariomycetes, Sordariales, Sordariaceae. Gene Ontology annotation, biological process: inositol phosphoceramide metabolic process. Bases 168 to 998 code for a protein of 276 amino acids. Gene Ontology annotation, cellular component: Golgi membrane; inositol phosphoceramide synthase complex. Gene Ontology annotation, molecular function: inositol phosphoceramide synthase regulator activity. The transcript is spliced from 2 exons.
GCCAGCCGCUCGCCGCAAAAAGACCCCUUUUCUUUGCUGUCGACAUCAUCGUCUUUAUCAGUUGCAUUUUUAAUUGUUUUUUCCUUUUCAUCUUGGCCUUUUAUUCUCGCGAUACAAACGUCCAACUAGAGUCUAUACUUUGCUCUCCGUAUACAUAAACAAUAAUCAUGUCGCGAGGUCUACGACUUCGAUUUCCCCGGCCGAGGACCUUCCUCGGCUUCAUGUCCCUCCAAACCGGCACCGAGCUCAUCGCCCUCUCGCUCGUCUUCAACCGCAUCACAGGCAUCUACGGCAUCCUCGCCCUCUUCACCGGCUUCCCGCUCUCCCUCCUGCAAAUCAGUCUCUACCUGCUCUCCGUCUUGGUCGUCGGCUCGCUGGCGUACCUGAUCCCCCACAUCCGACACCAAUCGCCCUUCCAGAACCUGGCGCUCGCUUUUCUCUAUGGCAUCGACACCCUCCUCAACUUUGCCUACGUCACCUUCUUCGCCACGACGUGGUACCUGACCCAGUUUCACGACCCGCAGGGCCCCGCUAGCAAGGGUGACAUUCCCGAGAGCGCGAGCCCGUCGAACGGCGAGGGCAACUACGAACACGAUAGUGCGCAGAAGCAUCAGCUGGAGAAGGCGGUGGGCGUGCAUGAGUCCGCGGCCAGCAUGUGCCUUGUGGUUGGGUUCACGCUGAUCCGGAUCUACUUUGCCCUGGUGGUCUGCGCGUAUGCCAGGGCAGUGGUGCAGAGAUAUGUGGACAUGAACAGCGGGUGGGCCGGUGGGCCCCUGGGUUCGGGAGAGGUGGUUGAUGAUGAUAAUGGCAAGGAGGAGGGACACGUUGCGGAUCCGUUUGUGGAGGGCGCGCCACUGGGUGAAGGGUGGCAGGGCAAGAUGGGCCGGAUGAUGGUCGGCUUUGGCAGGGGGUAUUGGUUGGGAGGGAGGAAGGAGGACGAGGAGUGGGCGAGGGAGAUUGGUGGGCGGUUGAAGGGUGGGAGAUACUCUAGGGUAUGAGCGGCCACCAGAGUUGAAAAGUGUUCCCGUUCGAUGGGACUUUGAAGACGUUUAAUCAUCAUCGAAGACGAGGAGACGGCAUAGCCAGCAAUCAUCCCAACAUACGACACAUCAUGCAUGGGCAUAGAAGAGAGGCAUUGGCGCGAAGACAGCCAUCCUCACAACGCAUUAUAAAGAGGAGGAUACUGCGACAGAACGCUUUGUUAUAGGGGACCAAUCUUUCCAUGAGGCGGCUUGCUAUUGUACAUUGAGACAUUUGGAUUUUUGUACUUGCAUCGCAUUUGUACAAACUUACCACGGACGGCUGGGGCACCACUAUAUCCAUGAUAUCUCUAUAUUUACCUUUCAAGGAUACCAGGGGGGAUUACGGCGCAAAGACAUAUUUGGGGGAAUUAGGCAACGGGUUGGUUUUUUUCUGAAUUGGUUUAUACGCCGUCAGCACCAGCAGGGAGAUGUUGGACGACGUAAUGAUAAUAAUGGAGGCUCGGGUCAUUUGGAGAUAUAUAGUGUAUACAUGAUAAGAUAGCUUCAUGCAAAUGUAAUCGACAUUUGUGAGAAGCAUAGAAAUGACACCAUAAUUCAAAGUCG